Thrips palmi is the source of this 1535-nucleotide messenger RNA. It is a transcript of the gene eca, whose product is annotated as transmembrane emp24 domain-containing protein eca. The transcript has 5 exons. NCBI's taxonomy places the organism in Eukaryota, Metazoa, Arthropoda, Insecta, Thysanoptera, Thripidae. The record is from RefSeq and is a predicted model, not a curated record. Gene Ontology annotation, cellular component: Golgi apparatus; endoplasmic reticulum; endoplasmic reticulum-Golgi intermediate compartment. Bases 86 to 742 code for a protein of 218 amino acids. Gene Ontology annotation, biological process: Golgi organization; intracellular protein transport; endoplasmic reticulum to Golgi vesicle-mediated transport.
GUCAACAACGUUCUGCUUGUGCUGGCGGUGACGUGUUGUGAAAAGUCAACGUCGAACUUUGUUGUUCGACUUUUAGUAAUUCAUUAUGUCCCCGUUCAAUGGAAUUUCUACGUUUCUUCUAGUUAUUUUAUACCUUUCAUCAUGUUCUGCACUUUACUUUCAUAUAGGAGAAACAGAGAGGAAAUGCUUCAUAGAAGAAAUACCUGACGAGACGACAGUUAUUGUGAACUACAAAGUUGAACUUUACGAUCCACGCAGUGGAGGUUUCAUGCCAUCCAGUCCUGGAAUUGGCAUGCAUGUGGAAGUCAAAGACCCAGACGACAAAGUAGUGCUGUCACGAGUUUACAGCUCAGAGGGUAGAUUGUCCUUCACUUCUCACACCCAUGGAGAACAUGUCAUUUGUUUGUAUUCAAACAGUACUAAGUGGUUCAGUGGAACACAACUGAGGGUGCAUUUGGAUAUUCAAGUAGGCGAACAUGCUAUUGACUAUGCAAACGUUGCUCAGAAGGAAAAACUGUCAGACCUUCAGUUAAGAGUUCGUCAGCUGUUGGAUCAAGUAGACCAGAUUUCCAAAGAACAAAAUUACCAACGGUAUCGAGAGGAGAGGUUCCGUAUGACAAGUGAAAGUACCAAUUCAAGAGUUCUGUGGUGGUCUAUCAUUCAAACUGCAAUUCUUUUAGUUAUGGGAGCAUGGCAGACCCAUCAUUUGAAGAGCUUCUUUGAGGCAAAGAAAUUGGUGUAAAUUAAUUAGAUAUGCCAGCUGAAUGUGUUUUGUGGUUUCAAAAUUUGUACUUGGUUCUGUAAAAUCAUUCUGACAAGCUCAGUUUGAUGUUGUGAUAUUCAUUCAUAGCAUUCAUUGCUUACAAAUCUGAUUCAUUAACUCCCUUGGAAAGUUUGUUUCCUUUUCCUUUACUUUUUCGGUACUUCUUUUAAAAAUUAAAUGUUUAAGGAGGGGAAAUGUGUGUGUUUUGUUGGUUCUUUUAAGAUAAUCAAGUCACUAAAACAGCUUAAAAAUUUAUUGUUUUUAUUUCAAAAUCUGUAUAUGGCUUUUUGGGUGAUUGACUUGUAAAAUGUUAUUUGUAGUGUGUCAUCUGUUUGGAUAUAUUUCUCUUUAACCGACAUUCGGUUUAUUUAUGCUGUAUCCUGUAAGAUAUUAUUGAAUUGAUACACUUUGGGCCUGAAAAUACUGUUCCCCAGUUUGACUUCUGUAAGGGAACCUCUGUAUUUAAUGGAUGCCUUAAAUCAUUUCUGUCAGUUCUGUGUUCAUAUGUGACAAGGUGUUUUUCAUUGCUUCUACUUCUCGCCGUGAGAAUUUGGGUUUGGUCCCAACCAUUCUUUAUUACCUCUUAGGAAAAACAAGACUGCAGACUGAUAGAAUAGCAACUAAGUGAUUCUUUUUUCCUUGUAAGUCAAAGCUUAAAGUGAGUAGAGAAGAGUGAACACACUCGUGAUAACAACAAUAUAUGGAACGUGUCAUUGUUAAGAAGGAUUUAUAUCUACCAAUUCAUUAAUAAAACCAACCCAAAAAAGUAAAA